AUGGUCUCUAUGGUCGAGACCACCCAUCCUGAACAUAAUGACACGGGCAUGGACCCGGUCGUCCCCAAGUCGGAGCCGCUGCCCGACGGCUCCAUCAGCUCGACGGUGUCCACGCCCGAUGCCGAGGCGGAGCCCUUGACGCAGGACACCGCGCAGACUCAGAAGCGGAAGGGUGGCCGCAAACCGAUCUAUGCCACCUCGGAGGAGCGGAAGCAACGCAACCGCCAGGCACAGGCUGCCUUCCGAGAACGUCGCACGGAGUAUAUUCGCCAGCUCGAGACGACUAUCAAGCGCAAUGAGGAUUCCUUGCAGAGUUUGCAACAGAGUCACCGCAGCGCGGCCGAUGAGUGUCUGAUGCUACGGUAUAAAAACUCUCUGCUGGAGCGGAUCCUGCUGGAGAAAGGCAUCGACGUCCAAGCCGAGCUACGGCUAAAGACUGGAGCUCCGGGAUCCUCGGCCAAGCCCAACCCCAUGCCCUCCAAGUCCGCCCCAGGGCCGGCGGCUCGCCUCGCCCAGAGACAUCCGGCAGGUAUCGCCUCCAAGCCCGAUGCCUUUGCCAUGUCCCAGCGUGAUGGUGUCUACGGGAUCCCAUCGCCGCAGUUCCAGGCUACCCCCAUCUCCCAUGUGUCGUCGCCAUCCCACACUAAGUCCCCCGGCUUUGGUUUCCAGGGUGCAAUGUCACCUGUUGGCGUGGAGGCCCAGGGGACGGGGCGUUCGCAGGUCCUGCCUCAGCCGCGGACUUUCAACAACCACACCUCGCCCCCAGCGAUCAGCAUGCCCCAGACAGACCCCAGCGAGAAGCCUCGCGGGCCCCGGGGCGCGCGGGUAGCGGCGGCCUAUUACCCAUCUCCGUUCCAGAAGCACUACGAUCAACUCGAACAAGAGUACGAUGCGCAGGCCGAUAUGGUCGACGACGACCACGACGGCUCCGUCCAUGCAUCCUAUGUUCCGGGGUUCACACCACAGUCGGUGGCCUCAGGCUCGCACAUGACCAGGUACAAUCCACCCGACGGAGCGCCCGGAGACUUCGGCAAUGCGAACCAGCUGCUGGGCCAGUACGAGCCCAUGAUGGACACAGAUCCAUUUGGGUUGAGUGCCAGCAUGCACUUCCCGACGCCCUUUAACUACGAUCAGAACCAUCCUCGCUCUUGA
Messenger RNA from Penicillium canariense, 1152 nucleotides. RefSeq names its product bZIP transcription factor. Gene Ontology annotation, cellular component: RNA polymerase II transcription regulator complex. Bases 1 to 1152 code for a protein of 383 amino acids. The record is from RefSeq and is a predicted model, not a curated record. Gene Ontology annotation, molecular function: DNA-binding transcription activator activity, RNA polymerase II-specific; transcription cis-regulatory region binding. NCBI's taxonomy places the organism in Eukaryota, Fungi, Ascomycota, Eurotiomycetes, Eurotiales, Aspergillaceae. The transcript is spliced from 4 exons.